AUGCAUCCAACACAAAAGAAGGUGGCAGAAGAGAAGGACAAGAAGAAAAAGAAAAAGAAGAAGCAGAGUAAAGCAAACGAUGGAAAAGUGGAGGAGGAGGCGGAGGCGGAGUUAUUUGAGGACAUUCUCAAGAUAGUGCGAGCAGUGUGUCCAUCGUAUGUUGAGUGUGCAGAAAAAUGCAAAAGGGAACAAGAUGGUGGUAGUGGAGGCAAGGAGAAGAAGGACAAGAAGAUGAAGAAAGAGUUAAAAAUGAAAAAGGGUGACAAUAAAAAGGAGGAGGUAAUAUUUGAGAGUAUCCUUGAGUUAGUGAGGAAGACAUGUCCGUCAUACUUUGAGUGCAUGCAGCAAUGCAAGGAAGGGAAAGAGGAAUUCGAUAGUGAAGAGGAGGAGGAAGAAGAAGAAGAAGAAGAGAAGAAAAAGAAAAAGAAGGACAAGGAGGAGGAGGAGAAGAAGAAGAAGAAGAAGGAGGAGCAGGAGGAGAAGAAAAAAAAGAAUAAGAAUAAGAAGGAGGAAAAGGAGGAGAAGAAGAAAAAGAAUAAGAAGAAGGGGGAGGAGGAGGAGAAGAAGAAGAAGAAGAAAAAGAAGCAGAAGAAAGACGACGACGACGAGGAGGAGGAGGAGGAGGAGGAUGAGAAAAAACGUGACAAGAAGAAGAAGACCAAGAAGAAGAAGAAAAGCAGGAGUGAAAAGAGGAAGGACAAGAAAAAGGAGAAGAAAAAGAAAAAGAAAAAGAAGUAA
Molecule: messenger RNA, 738 nt
Organism: Hydatigera taeniaeformis
Lineage: Eukaryota; Metazoa; Platyhelminthes; Cestoda; Cyclophyllidea; Taeniidae
Source: the annotation of a GenBank genome assembly